GCCAGUUAUAAACCCAAAAAUUUCCGGACGUCUCAACGACGCUGUAAAACCCUUCAGCCGUCUCCCACAGUUCACCUCCCAAGAAUAAAUCUUCAAAAUCAAUUCGUAUUAGAUAGAAGAUGAACAUGAAUUGUAGACCCGUCGGUUGAACCAAUGACCCAUUGACCCGUUGCUUUGUCACAGUUAGUGUUUGGAUCGGAUCAGACAACUAUGCCUAAAACCCUUCUCUAGUCUUCUCUUUCAAUAAUCUGCUCUUCCGGUUCUUGAAAUAAUCUCAAAAUGGAGUCCCCGCUAUUAGGGUUUAAAGAACCCCAAGUAGACUACGUCGUUGAAGAAAAAUCCCAGAGCUUCAAGCUAGUGCCUUGGAUUAGUUGGGAGGAGUGGAACUUUGUUAAAACCUCCCUCUUUUCGUCUUCUGCAGAUUCUAUAAACGCCGCCCUCCAAAGAAUAUCGACGUGGAGGAGCAGAGGGUGCAUUCCGGUGGUGAUUGAAGUCACUGCAUCUAUUAUCGAAAUUCAACAGAAAGAUCCUUUCUUCAGAGAUGACUUAAGUGAAGGUGCUUUGCAAUCACAAGAAAUGCUAUCCAUGCUGUAUUGCAUGGCAAUUAUGAGGCUUGUAAAUGGUGUGGUUGAAAAGACCCGGAAAAAGAUGGAGAUUUCAAUUGGGGAAGCAGCAAAUGCUAUUGGCAUUCCAAGAAUGCUUAUUGAUAUUCGUCAUGAGGGUUCUCAUCGUGAUCUUCCGUCUCUUCAACUGGUUCGUCUUGCAUCAAUGAAGGCACUUGAUUGGUUGAAAUCAUAUUAUUGGGAACCUCAAGAAAAGGCCAUCCCGGUUAAUCAAACUGCCGAUAUCAGAAAAGAAAUUAAGUGUAGACUACGUGAACUUGCUCUCUCUCUUAAAGCGAAGCAAACCACCAGAUCAAGUUCUUUGCAAGUCAAGGGAAAACGUGUUAGACAAAUGGAACACUUACACGGGCAUAGCAAGUUGCUCUUUCUUAUGGCUGGGAAGACAUCACAUUUUAAAACUAUAGGUUCUAAGAAGCAGGUUACCAAAUCAUUGAAAAAUAUUCUUCGGUUGUAUACUUCCUUUCCUUCAGAGGUGGUAUAUAUUCUCUUGGAACUCUUGCUGAAGGCAUUAGAAUCCUCGGAAUUCACAGAACACAUGGUGGAAUUGAAUAUUGGCCAUGAAAAGCUGCGGACUGUAUAUGAUGACUGGAAAUCUGUCGUCUUGAAAUUGUCAAAUAAAGAACCAGAAUUUCUUCUAACCAUCCUCACCGCUGUUCUUGAGAAGAUAGAGACGCAGGAAGAAAUCAUGAAAGGCGGAAUAGGUGAACAUUGCAAUCUGGAUUAUUUUGCCAAGUCUCGCCAAAUCGAGCUACUUGCUUAUUUGUUUGAGUGGCUUGUUGGAAAUCUCAAGUCACUCCAUCCCGUCUCUCACAAGGAACCUACAGAAUGUAAAGAUUAUCUGGCAGAAUCGAACUUGCCAAAGGAGACGCUACAAGGAUUAUUACGCAAAUGUCUUAUGUUGUCUUGUCCUGGCAAUAAAAGGCUGAUGGAUUCGGCCCUUGUUCUUGCACAGAUGACAGGAGACAACUCUUUACUCUGUAAGCUCAAAAAGAUGGCUUCCCUGUGGGUGUCAAAUUCCAACAUUAGCGAAGAAAACUCUGUUAAUUCUCACACUGAGAUCCUUCUUUCUGAACAAGAAGAUUCUAUUCGUCAAGCUGAAGAGAAAUUCAAGUUAAUCAGACACAGACAAAUGAAGGGCCCUGAUGUAAAACCGACAGACUCCAGUGUGGAAGUUACUAGCCGAUGGGUUGUUACGAAGUCAUGGAAGCCAUGUCCUAUAGGCAUGCUCCCCCACAAUCUUGGCUUCUCGGGCCGUCUUCCGGUUCUCGACUGCAAUGACAAGCCCAGAGAAGCUCAAAAAGUAUCAGAUUGCGAGGCGCCUUGGGAACUAAAUCAAUAUGGUAAAAGGGAAGCUGAUUGUUUGAUUGAAGAAUUGGACAGCGCAUUUAUUAAGAAAGUGAAGGAGAAUGAAGCAGAUUGUGAAUCAUACGAUAAGGAUGAUACUCCCUCUGAAGGGAUUAUGGGUCGUCUGAUGGUCGAUGGAGUCUGGAAAAAUGUUGCUGAGGAAGAGCUGCUUGCCAUUGCAUCAGCUGUAAGAUUAUUAGUUUAGACACAGCUGUAAUGGUUCUCUUAAAACAGCUACCAUCAAUUUUGCGACCUACAAAAGCUACCCUCGUAGCAAUCUCCAAAAGUCAGUUAUAGGCUCUUCGGAUAUCUAUUUCUCUAUUUCAAUCUGCGAUUCAAUAUUGGUUACCUCCGUUUUCAUUUGAACGUACUAGGAUCCUGUCCCGGAAUCCUUCUCUAGUAGGAAGCCCUGUCCCAAGAAAUCAAAGAACAAGAAGGGGAAAUAGAUUUUUACUAAACAAUUUGUAGUUCAUGUUAAUACAAUCAUAGCAAAUGUAGAGUUUCUGCAGAUUCUUUGCCGGACGCUGCACGAAUAUGAUCGUAAUAAUUUUCCUGAAUUAUUGGAUAUUUAUUUUAUUUUGAUACUUCA
Molecule: messenger RNA, 2556 nt
Organism: Olea europaea var. sylvestris
Lineage: Eukaryota; Viridiplantae; Streptophyta; Magnoliopsida; Lamiales; Oleaceae
Exons: 10
Coding region: 280-2172 (630 amino acids)
Biological process (GO): maturation of 5.8S rRNA; maturation of LSU-rRNA
Cellular component (GO): Las1 complex; preribosome, large subunit precursor
Molecular function (GO): endonuclease activity
Source: RefSeq, a predicted model, not a curated record